Molecule: messenger RNA, 675 nt
Organism: Aspergillus melleus
Lineage: Eukaryota; Fungi; Ascomycota; Eurotiomycetes; Eurotiales; Aspergillaceae
Product: uracil phosphoribosyltransferase
Exons: 5
Coding region: 1-675 (224 amino acids)
Source: RefSeq, a predicted model, not a curated record
AUGGAACAAUCCAAUGGCGUAACUCCCACGGAACAACUACCACCGAUCAAUCGAAUCACCCAACUCGAGCAAGAUGCACCUCUUCUCAGUCUGAUGACCAAAAUCCGAGACGCAAGCACAUCGCACCGCGACUUCUGUUCUGCCGUCGACAGAAUUGCCCAACGGCUUAUCACUUUGGCACUCACUCAUGUUCCGUCGGAGCCUCAAACCAUAAAGACGCCUACAGGGGCGACCUAUAUGGGAAUUCGACAUACCAAGGACGUAUGUGGAGUGAGCGUACUCCGGGCAGGCGCUAGCAUGGAGCAUGCGCUGCGGAAUACAUGGAUGGGCCCAUUGAGCUUCGGACACAUUCUAAUCCAACGAGACGAGCAAACAAGUAAAGCACAGCUGUACUAUUCAAAGCUACCACGGCAUAUCAAAGAUAAUGUGGUGCUACUCCUGGAACCAAUGCUUGCAACUGGGGGUUCAGUCAUUAAAGCCGUCCAGACACUGAAAGACCACGACGUGCCUGAAAAUUCUAUUGUUCUCGUCAAUGUGGUAGCCUCGAAGAAAGGACUUGAUGUUGUGUCGACGACCUUUCCUGAAUUGAGAAUUGUGUCGGCGGCCGUGGACUCGGACCUUACUGCUGAGAAUCCUGGAGUGGGUGACUUUGGAGACCGGUAUUAUGGUACUUAG